This is a messenger RNA of Ectocarpus sp. CCAP 1310/34, 1909 nucleotides long. The record is from the annotation of a GenBank genome assembly. NCBI's taxonomy places the organism in Eukaryota, Phaeophyceae, Ectocarpales, Ectocarpaceae.
UUAUUGCAAGCGCUGCGAGCUGUACUACAUACUGCCGUACGGAAGGCCGUCUGGCUUGCAAUCGGCUCGUCGUGCUGUUGUUCUUUACCGUGCUGCCGGGAAUGCGAGUGUCGGACUUGUAAUUCCUCCGCUCCGUCGUAGCAACAGUGCUGUCGUCUUUUUUGUCGCGCUGACAUGCCAUGGCACACGUGCUGUUGUUCCCGAUUUUCGAGAUUAGAACGGCACACAGCAACGAAUAGUCACCAUAUUUUUAUUCCGACACAUGUGUAUCUAUUUUUGCUGCUCCGCCGUAGACGCCCGUCUCCCGUUCGUCGCUGCUGCUGCGGUGACAGGUGUGCGCGGCCCUGAAGGUUUUAGCAUCGGGAAAUACCUUCCAGGACGUCGCCAUCUUCUCUGGGAUGAGCGUCGCGACCGCCGAGAAAUCAUUCCACCACUUCUGCGAGAAGUUUUCGGCGGCGCUCUGGGACACGUGGGUUAAACUCCCGGUUGGAGACGAGCUGAAGGAGGUGGAGCGGGUCUUUCGGAAGAGCGGCUAUCCGGGGGCGAUAAGUUCGACGGACUGUACUCACUUCAGGUGGCCAGGCGGACCCUCUUCGGAGGCUCGCAUGAACACCGGCAAGGAGGGCUACCCGACUGUGGUCGUGGAGGCGACAUGCGACCACACCGGUCGCAUCAUCGCAGCGACCAAGUCAUAUCCAGGAUCGGAGAACGACAAGACCAUCAUCCAACGCGACAAGUCCAUCUGGCGAAUCCGAGACGAGGAGCCGUGGAGCAGUCUCAAGUACAAGUUGUACAACGCGGACGGCUCGGAGACGGAGUACAAGGGUGCCUGGCUAGUCGUGGACGGGGGCUAUCAGAAGAUCCCGCUGCUUAUACCACCCAUCAAGCAUCAUGCCACGGUCGAGGAGCAUGAUUGGAGCAGACGGUUGGAGAGCAUGCGCAAGGACAUCGAGUGCUGCUAUGGAAGAGUGAAGGGACGCUUCCGCCUGUUCAAGGCAGGCAUUCUCUAUAAGACCCGCGACAGCAUCGACAACCCAUGGUUCACGGCGUGCAUCCUCCACAACAUGCUUCACCACUACGACAAACUGGACGUCAUGACGGAGGCGACCGGCUGGCAGGGAUCGGCCAGGCCGUUGGGGGGGGCGAGCCAGAUGUAGGCACGGGGGACGACAACGACAGCGAGACACCAUCCCCAGGGUUGGAAGAGUUUCGCGCGAAGCUCGUCACCCACUUCUCUGUAGCAUGGACCAGGAAGGAGGUUGUGUGGUUUCAGAGGGCAGCGGUAUGAGAGGCGUAGACAGCCUCCAGAUUACGUUUUGUCUGUUUUCUGGUCUCUUAUCCCUGUCGUCAGCAUAGGUAAGUAGGACGACUGCUUCCUGUGCAAGUUUGUCGUCGCCUCGAUUGCCUAACUAUUGCUCGUGUAUUUUUAAGAUCGACAUAUUAUCGGUAGGGAGGAGUAAAUUGGUUUGCCUGACCAGCGAGAACCUGACACACGAACACCCCCCCCCGCAAUAUUAGGGUACCAAGUAGAAUCAUGGGGUGUAUCCUGCCGUUGGUGGUGGUGUUGACUUGUUUUACUUGACUUCUCCUGUUUUGCUUUUGCCUCACAUAGCGUGGAGAGAGGAUCAGAGGACUCCAUGCUGUAUGUUUUUGCCUACCCCUAGUGUCAGCAAGCAUGCCGUUAGUCUGUUGAGUACGCCGAGCGAUCUCGCAGAGUGUUGGACCAGUACGAAUGGAGAAACUGAGUAGAGAGAUCGCAACGGGGAUAAAUGACGGGGAUAAAUGUGAAGAUAACAACAACAACGUCAUACCCCUGACACUUGAAUAAGGCAUGUAUGUAUGUGUCUCUCGACGUUUGUCGAGAUGGUUGUCACCGCGAGCGGUUGUAGCUGAGGGGACAACGGUUCUU